This is a messenger RNA of Striga asiatica, 1932 nucleotides long. The record is from the annotation of a GenBank genome assembly. Lineage: Eukaryota; Viridiplantae; Streptophyta; Magnoliopsida; Lamiales; Orobanchaceae.
CAGUAAUGGAAAUUUAGACUUCGAACCAAAAUUUGCAACCAAAGCAUGGGCUGACUUUUGUCACUGGCCUAAUCCAAAUUCCGCAGUUCGAGAUAAAAAAAAAGCCACAAAAAGAAAAGACAACCAUUAAAAUGAGAAUAAAUAAUACGCUCUUCAUAAAGACACAGUCGAGUCGCUUUUUCUCAUUUCCUUUUGUUGUGCAAGCUCUGUGUUAGCUCCGGCAGCUUUUGUACUCUCUCCAAUGGCGCACCUGCUCCGGGUCGGGAUUUCGGGUCGCCUAUCCAGUACCGGCGUGGCCGGAGCCUCACGAUCCAUGUCCACCGGGUGGUGGCGCCACGUGGAGCCUGCCCCCAAAGAUCCCAUCCUCGGCGUCACCGAAGCUUUCCUCGCCGAUCCUAGUCCAGACAAAGUCAACGUCGGCGUGGGUGCAUACCGUGAUGAUAAUGGAAAACCAGUGGUUCUCGAGUGUGUCAGAGAAGCCGAGAGGAGGAUAGCCGGCAAUCUAAACAUGGAAUAUCUUCCCAUGGGAGGAAGUGUGAAUAUGGUAGAGGAGACUCUAAAGCUGGCAUAUGGUGAAAAUUCUGAGUUGAUCAAAGAUAAACGAAUCGCGGCUGUGCAAGCUCUUUCGGGAACUGGUGCAUGCAGGCUCUUUGCCGACUUCCAAAAGCGUUUUUCCCCUGAUUCGCAAAUCUACAUUCCGGUUCCUACCUGGGCCAAUCACCAUAACAUCUGGAGAGAUGCCCAUGUACCUCAAAAAACAUUCCAUUAUUAUCACCCAGAAUCAAGGGGUUUGGACUUCUCCUCGUUGAUGGAUGAUGUAAAGAAUGCACCAAAUGGGUCUUUCUUCUUGCUUCAUGCUUGUGCUCACAAUCCAACUGGAGUUGAUCCUACUGAAGAACAGUGGAGAGAGAUCUCACACCAAUUCAAGGUUAAAGGACAUUUUGCCUUGUUUGACAUGGCUUAUCAAGGUUUUGCAAGUGGUGAUCCAGAAAGGGAUGCCAAGUCUAUCCGGAUUUUUCUCGAGGACGGCCACCUGAUAGGUUGUGCCCAAUCAUAUGCAAAAAAUAUGGGACUUUAUGGUCAAAGAGUUGGCUGCCUCAGUGUGGUUUGUGAGGAUGCAAAACAAGCUGUGGCGGUGAAAAGUCAGUUACAGCAGCUUGCAAGACCUAUGUACAGUAAUCCUCCUGUUCAUGGUGCCCUCAUUGUUUCCACCAUUCUUGGUGAUCCAGAUUUGAAGAAAUUGUGGCUGAAAGAAGUAAAGGGAAUGGCUGAUCGCAUCAUCGGGAUGAGAACUGCUCUUCGAGAAAAUCUUGAAAAACUGGGGUCACCUCUUUCGUGGGAGCAUGUAACCAAGCAGAUUGGCAUGUUUUGCUAUAGUGGAAUGACACCUGAGCAGGUCGAUCGCUUGACUAACGAAUUUCACAUUUAUAUGACUCGCAAUGGCCGCAUUAGUAUGGCUGGAGUCACUACAGGCAAUGUUGGUUACUUGGCAAAUGCUAUACAUGAGGUGACUAAACAUUCUUGAGAUUUGUUGCACGAACCUACAGACGUACUUCAUCUCAUCCUUGGAAUACCUCAGAAAUAAAUAAAGAAUUUUGCUCAAUUCUUCACAUUUCUUGCUGUAUCCCCAGAAAUGGAUUGUGUACGGCUUUUGAACAAAAAUAAGAUGUUUUGUUAAUCAAGAAAUUGCAACUCUCUUGACCAUCAAAAUAUUCACAUUGCCUUACAAAUUUUGGCUGCCGUUUAUGGGCAAACUUGUGUUGUUAUUUGUUAAACUUGUACUCCUUCGGGUGAAGUUAAUAUUCCAAAUGAUUUAUCAAUCUUGAGUUCUUGUGUGCCUUUUAUUUGGUACCAUCUAGUCCUCUUACAUGAUAAAUUGUAACGUUUUAAACUGUAAGUUUUCUAUUACAUGAUAAAUUGUAAAGGGAUGAA